AUGAGGGUCCCUCCGGUGCGGCCGCGCUCCCUCUUCCUCACCGGGCUGGCUGCCGUUUAUCUCGCUGCCUUCGCCUCGCUUUACGUCCAGAUUCCCGGGCUGUAUGGCAGAGCCGGGAUCCUGCCUGCCCGAAAGCUGCUCCGGCUCACUGGGAAGGGGUUCUGGGAGCAGCUGCGGGAUUUUCCCACCCUGCUCUGGCUCAGUCCCUACCUGGGCUUGGAUACUGAGCUGGGAAUGGAGCUGCUGUGCUUACUGGGUGUACUGAUGUCACUGGGAGCUGUGCUGCUGGAGCCACUAAGGGACUGUCUGCUCUUUGCCCUGCUCAGGAUGUGCUAUCUCUCCCUCUACCAGGUGGGACAGGUCUUUCUCUACUUCCAGUGGGACAGUCUCCUGCUGGAAGCAGGGUUCCUGGCUGUGCUGGUGGCCCCCCUGCACCUGCUGAAGUGGAAGUCCACGAGCUGGCGUCCCCACGACGGGGUCACCUUCUGGCUGGUCCGCUGGCUCCUCUUCCGUCUCAUGUUCUCCUCUGGGGUGGUGAAGCUGACCAGUCGCUGCCCCACGUGGUGGGGGCUUACUGCCCUCACCUACCACUACCAGUCCCAGUGCAUCCCCACCCCAGUGGCCUGGUUUGCCCACCAGCUGCCCAGCUGGUUCCAGAAGCUCAGUGUGGUGGCCACCUACGUCAUCGAGGUGCCCAUCCCCAUCCUCUUCUUCGCCCCCAUCCGACGCCUGCGCCUCUUUGCCUUCUACUGCCAGGUCCUGCUGCAGCUCCUCAUCAUCCUCACUGGCAACUACAACUUCUUCAACAUCCUCACCAUCACCUUGGCCUUCUCCUUGCUGGACCAGGAGCACUUGGGGGGCUCAGGAAGCCCCAGCAAGAAGAAACAGAGCAAUGCUUGGCCCCCAAGCUUCUUCUCUUUCUUCUCCACCUUGCUGGAGUUGACCACCUACGGUUUUCUCAUCUACUGGACCACCCAGUACUUUGGUCUGGAGAUCAACUGGGAGAAAAAGCUGCUGGACUCUAAAGUGGCCUUCACCUACCAUGAGUUCACCACCUGGCUGGGGACGGUGACACUCCCACUGGUGGGACUGGGAUUCCUCUCCCUGUCCUGGGAGAUCCUCUUGGCCCUCUACAGGUCCCUCAGUGUCCCUGGGUGCUGCUGGAAGCUGUGGGCCACCCUCCAGUGGGGCAUCUUCACCUGUGCAACCCUGGGGGUCUUUGCCAUCAGCUUGGUCCCCUUCACGUCCCUCGACGCCCCCUCCAGCCGGCAGCUGUGGCCGGGGCUGCGGCAGCUGUUUGGGGCGGUGGAGCGGUUCCAGGUGGUGUCCUCCUACGGGCUGUUCCGCAGGAUGACCGGCGUGGGGGGGCGGCCCGAGGUGGUGCUGGAGGGCAGCCUGGAUGGGCACAGCUGGACGGAGAUUGAGUUCCUGUACAAGCCAGGGAACCUCAGCAGGGCCCCCCCAGUGGUGGCCCCCCACCAGCCACGCCUGGACUGGCAGAUGUGGUUUGCAGCCUUGGACCACCACAGCUCCAGUCCCUGGUUCACCAGCUUCGUCCACCGCCUGCUGCAGGGCCAGGAGGAUGUGGUGGCCCUGCUGGAGGGGGGAGGCUCCCAGUACCCCUUCCGUGCCCGCCCCCCCCGGUACCUCCGUGCCCAGCUCUACCGUUACUACUUCACCCCCCCGGGCAGCUCGGGGCUGUGGUGGCAGCGGCAGCUGGUGGGGGAGUUCUACCCUGCCGUGGCGUUGGGGGACCCCAUGCUGGAGACCCUCCUGGAGCAGCUGGGGAUGAAGGAGCAGACCCCCCCCAGACCCACCCCUAAGGCUGCACUGCCCCAGCUGCUGCUGUUCCUGCGCCAGCUGUGCCAGCCUGUGCCAGCCCCAGUCCUGCUCUGGAGCCUCUACCUGCUGCUGGGGUCCGCCCUGGCGCUGCGGGCACUGCGGGCACCCUCCCGGCCCGGCGGGGGAGGCACAGCCCCCACACGCCACAAAGGUGCCCCCAGGAGAGGAGGGGAGCCUGGCAUGGCAGGGGGCGAGAGGAACGGGCACAGGAACGGGCAGCCCAGGAGGAGAGAGGAGGAGGAGAGGGCAGAGGGGCACGGGGACAGGCAAGGCGAUGGGCACGGGGACAGGCUGAGGGCAGCCAGGAGGAGGAAGUGA
Molecule: messenger RNA, 2160 nt
Organism: Indicator indicator
Lineage: Eukaryota; Metazoa; Chordata; Aves; Piciformes; Indicatoridae
Gene: LMF2
Product: lipase maturation factor 2
Exons: 14
Coding region: 1-2160 (719 amino acids)
Biological process (GO): protein maturation
Cellular component (GO): endoplasmic reticulum membrane
Source: RefSeq, a predicted model, not a curated record